This is a messenger RNA of Helicoverpa zea (corn earworm), 1008 nucleotides long. RefSeq lists its product as uncharacterized. The record is from RefSeq and is a predicted model, not a curated record. NCBI's taxonomy places the organism in Eukaryota, Metazoa, Arthropoda, Insecta, Lepidoptera, Noctuidae. The transcript is spliced from 2 exons. Bases 145 to 408 code for a protein of 87 amino acids. Gene Ontology annotation, biological process: 2-oxoglutarate metabolic process.
GUGUGGAACAUGCUGUCAUUGUUACAAAACAAAAGACACCUGACAAAAAACCAAACUGUCAAACCCCAGCUUCAAAAAGAAAAUUUUACAACAAAACAAAAUAUUUUGGCUAAAAAUACAGCCCUGUAAAAUUAAAUUGGCAUAAUGGUGCGCGUAACCUCUGUUCUUGCUCGUGUUCCCGUUAUUAAAUUUCGUAAGGGUGGAGCAGGAUUAGCUGGCAGAGGUGGCGCCGGUCAAGCAUCUGCGCCACCGGCUGGCGGUCAAGGAGCUCCUGCCCCAGCACAGGUGCAGGGCACUGCACCCAUGAGCACGUCUUCCAUUCCUGAUAUUGAUUUACCACGUCGUUACAGAAGAGCCCCCCUAACAGAGGAAGAAAUUGAGCACAUCAAUGGCGGUGGAAUUGUUUAGUCCCUCAACUUACCAUAUAGUAGAUGCAGUUUUCAAAAGUAGACCUUGGUUAAUAAAUACACAGUAUUUAAUAACUUAGCUACUAGUAGCAUUAGAUAUAUUAAUUUAAAAAAUUGAGCAGCAUUUACAUUUGUAAAUCAUAUGCAUGAGUUGCAAAGCUGACAGCAUCAGCAUAACAUGUAAUUAUUGUCAUGCUGAACUUCAUAACUGUUAGUAAUGUUUAUACUGGUCAGGCAUUUGAAAUACAUAUAGUUAAAUUAUUAGUCACUUUUUAUCGAAUAACAUUAUUUAUUUACAACUUUCAGUCAUAUAUUUAUAUGCACUUAAUAUUGCAGACAGGACCUUCCCAAUCCCAAUCCAUGAAAAGUAAACAAGACGCACCAACAACACUGGGAAUCAUUAAAGUGCCACGUGGUGUUCUCAUUGAUUGUGGAAACAAGAAAAAAGACGUAGUGUCUUUGAACAUUGUUUUACAAAAAUGCAAACCAAAAAAUUGAUGUGAUUUGGUAUAUUGUGGCUAGGUUCCUGCAUGUAGUUAAAAAAGCUCUUGAAUAUUUAUGUACAAAUAAAAAAUUAUACAUAAUACACAAAACAAUAUCA